Messenger RNA from Chlorella variabilis, 948 nucleotides. RefSeq lists its product as hypothetical. NCBI's taxonomy places the organism in Eukaryota, Viridiplantae, Chlorophyta, Trebouxiophyceae, Chlorellales, Chlorellaceae. The coding region runs from base 1 to 948 and encodes 315 amino acids. Gene Ontology annotation, molecular function: lipase activity. Gene Ontology annotation, biological process: lipid storage. The transcript is spliced from 5 exons. The record is from RefSeq and is a predicted model, not a curated record. Gene Ontology annotation, cellular component: lipid droplet.
AUGGGCGACAGCGUCUGCGGCGCCUCGUUCGGCGGCAGCUGCGGCGCCCAACCGAGAGUCGAGGCCUCAGCCACUGGAGGCGGCAGUGUCGACGCCUCAGCCGCUGGUGGCGGCGAUGUCACCACCGGCGGCAGCACCCAGCCGCAUCUGACCUUUGACAUCUGGGACGUGGAGGGCCUGCCGACUGAAGUGCUGGAUCUGCGGGCAUGCGGAGAUGCUGACGUGCAGUUGCUGGUCAUCGCUGGCAACCCUGGGGCAGCGCCCUUCUACCAGCCCUUUAUGCGCUCGCUGCAUGCCAAGCUGGGGGGCCGAACACACGUGACCGCGAUCUCCAACCUGGGCAUGGAUGGCCAGGGCCUGACCCCACCCGGGCGGGUCUUUUCCCUGGAGGAGCAAAUCCAGCACAAGGUGGCGCUGCUGAGGCAGCACUUUGUGGGCGCCGGGCGGCCGCCGCUGGUCAUCCUGGGGCACAGCAUCGGCGCUUUCAUGUCCAUCCACGCCGUCCACCGCCUCGAGGCGCACCACCUGGGCAGCAGCCACGCCACGGCACAUGCACUGGACAGUGUGGCGGCGCGGGAGUGGGAGGGGGGCGCUGAUGAUGAGGCACCAGCUGGCAAUGGUGGCGACAUGCAGGCGCAGCUGGUGGCUGAGCUGCAGCGGCAGGGAGGACAGCAGGGGCAGCAGGACCAGCAGCAGGGGCGGCCACUACCACACCGCGGAGAAGAGCAGGAGCGAGGCGAGGGCAAGGAGCGAAACCAGCGGCCGCCCUCCAACGUUGUGAAGCAAUGGAAGUGGGAUGCGAUGCACCAGGAGGUGCCGGGCGUGGAGAGCUUUUUUGUGGAGGCGCAGACCCACGGCUUCUGCGUCUCGGCGGAGCAGUCAGAUGACUUGGCAGCCCGCAUCGAGGCCGUCGUCAUCGCGGCGGUGCAGGCCGCUAGUAAGCUGUGA